Molecule: messenger RNA, 532 nt
Organism: Rhizophagus irregularis DAOM 181602=DAOM 197198
Lineage: Eukaryota; Fungi; Glomeromycota; Glomeromycetes; Glomerales; Glomeraceae
Source: RefSeq, a predicted model, not a curated record
AUGAAAUCUUCCGUUUCUUUUACCAUAAUCGUUGCAAUCAUUUUUAUCCAAGCCUUAACACCGUUCACUGAAGUGUAUGCGGGCCAUACCGUAUGGAUACAAAACAAGGUAGCUCGUGGUUCAUAUACUGAGGCUGCAAUCGUCUUAGAAAAUAAAAAAGGGGACUUUUUUUGGAAUGGUGAUACUGGUAUGAUUGACGCAGAGGGCGCCUGGACUCAUACCGGUUAUAGCUUGCAUGUUCCAGAUAACGUGGGAUCAUAUUGGGUUGCUUUUAGAGUUGCUGCGUCUACUGAAGAAGAUAAAUGGCGCGGCCCAAUCAAUAAUGAUGGGGAUAAAUGUUGGCACUUUCAUGGUACUUUAGAAUCUUGGGAAGUACACGAAUGUUAAACCAAUUUUAUCCACAGAGCGGCAAAAAUGUCACACUAUUUCUUUUUUCCAAUCAUUCAGUUUUUUAGCGGAUCCUGAUCAUCAGAACCUUAAGUUCUACAUAUAUAUGUAUACAAUAUAUUGUAAUCUUAUCUAUUUUACUAUA